This is a messenger RNA of Scleropages formosus (Asian bonytongue), 2414 nucleotides long. RefSeq names its product chromobox protein homolog 8-like. The coding region runs from base 73 to 1164 and encodes 363 amino acids. Gene Ontology annotation, molecular function: chromatin binding. Lineage: Eukaryota; Metazoa; Chordata; Actinopteri; Osteoglossiformes; Osteoglossidae. Gene Ontology annotation, biological process: negative regulation of transcription by RNA polymerase II. The record is from RefSeq and is a predicted model, not a curated record. Gene Ontology annotation, cellular component: PRC1 complex; chromatin. The transcript is spliced from 5 exons.
UGGGUAUUAUGGGAUGUGUGGAAUUAAGGUCUGAACGUGCGGAGAGAAAAUAUCGCGGAGGCUGAAGUAAACAUGGAGCUGUCGGCCGUUGGGGAACGGGUUUUUGCGGCCGAAUCCAUCAUCAAACGACGGAUAAGGAGAGGGCGAAUGGAAUACCUGGUGAAAUGGAAAGGCUGGUCUCAGAAGUACAGCACAUGGGAGCCCGAGGAGAACAUCCUGGACGCGCGUCUCUUCGCAGCCUUCGAGGAGAGGGAGCGCGAGAGGGAGCUCUUCGGACCCAAGAAGAGGGGACCGAAACCGGAGACGUUCCUCCUGAAGGCUCAGGCCAAAGCUAAGGCCAAAACGUACGAGUUCAGGAGCGAUAUGACGCGAGGCAUUCGGGUCUCGUUCCCUGUUCCGGAACCCGUCGUCACCCCGCGAGCUCGCGAGGGAUUACGGACCGUGGUGCCUACGCUUUUCCCUCCCAGCACCGUCAAUCGAGGGGAGAGCGUGCGAAUCAGGCCUCCGGAACCGGAACGGGGCCACCACAGUUCUGGACCUCUGAGACCGCUUGUGGCCGAGGGGUUUGUGAGCGGCCCGAAGAAAAGAGGACGCAAGCCCAAGUUGCGUUUUAUCGACGGUCCGAACAGCAGCUCUCCCCUGGUGCCCACCAAGAGGAGCAGACCGGAGGAGCAAAUGACGUAUCACCCGGCCAAAAUGGGAAAGCACGGUCUGGCCGAGGAUGAGAAGCAGGACCUGGGCGUCAUUCAGUUGGCCCGGAAACACAAAGGAGACCCCUCUUACGCCCAGACGCAGCUCCGGGCUCAGUCCAGCGCAGGCGUGCUCAAGUACGGCUCAGACACCUGUUACCACAGAGCUGGCUUUGAAAUGCAGAGCUGCAGGACUAAGGAAUUAUCAUGUAACAUCUCCGGUCAACACCCUAGACUAAAGCACUCCUCCCGAAAUAACUUGCAUCAGGCGAAUGGCCCUCCGCAACGGGAACCGCCGUCUCUUGUUGGCAGCGAGCCGAUGUCCGGGGACUCCGGAGAGAGCCCGGAAGACUCGUGGAGUCCUUGUCCGAACAAGGUGGAGAAGGUUGUGGUGACAGAUGUGACCACUAACUUUUUAACUGUGACCAUUAGAGAAAGCAGCACAGACAAAGGAUUCUUUAAAGAUAAAGGAUGAUUUUUUGUUUUUUUUUUUGUUGUUUUUUUUUCUCCCCCCACCCCCAUUUCUCCUCUUCAUUUGUAAGAACUUACCAUCAUAUUUAUUUAGAAAAUAGCGCAAACAUUUGACACUUGAAGCGAAUUUUGUUAAAUCUGUACAGAAAUUUUAUGUGAAAUUUAAGUGAACUGAAAUGUGUACGUGUAGGGUGUGUGUUUCAUAAAAUGACCAAAUUAAAUAUUCAUCCACAGACUAAAUACCGUGCAAAUAAUGGUUUUAGGAUCGCAUGUACCUUACUAUUUUAGCUGUUUGCAAAAUUGUAAGCGUGCGCAAAGACAAAGUUAAUGAACUAUGGAAAUAUGUUUUUUUUUUUUUGCUUGACUUCCAAGAGGUUGGGCUUAUAAAUAAGCUUUGGUGACAUUUGCAUAUAUCUUCAUUGAAUUUUUCUUGGAAAGACGCAGCUGACGGCCAUUUGAAAAACCAAAGGAAUUUUGUAUUGAUUUAAACUUAGAGCCACUUCUGUUUGUGAAAAGUAUUAGGGGGGAUGAGAAAGUAUUUAAGUAACAGAAGUACACAUUUCAUGUGUUUUUAUGAUGGUCAGAAGUGUCGUAAAGUUUCACGCUUACAUUCUGAUUGUCAUAAUUCUGAAAAUGAGAAGAAUUUUCGCAAAAAAUAUUUUUAUUGAUUUUGGGAUCUGAAUAAUAUUGUGGCCCAUCGACAUGUGGUACUGAGGCCAAAUUUUCACCAGUCCUUAGCAAUCUAACAGCACUUCUGCCAUCAUUUUAAUGACUGGCACAGUUUCAAUAACCUGAAAUCUCUUAACAAAUAUAUAUUGGUGGGAGGUUUAGAGGCCCAGCCCUCCAUGUCCUCGUUAUAGAAAUAUCCCUGGUUCCUAAAUCAAACCGACUUGCUUUACGUGACGAACAAGGUGGAGAUGUUUUCUUGGGAUUUGAUGUUUCAGCUUUUGAGGUUGAGUCCCGAUGAGAGGUACAUAUCCAUGAACUCUCUGGCUUUCAAGCUUUUUCAUCUCACUGUUGAGGCUCAUAUUAAAACUGACCUUUUCUGGUACUUUUCCUCAAUCCAUGUAUGUAUUACCUGCUGUUCAUAAGCUCUUGUUUAUAUGUACUGAAAUUCUUCAUUUUAUAUAUCUAAUUAUUAAUUUCCAUUAAAACCUUACAAUUUUCUAGUGUGUAUAGAUUAUUUUGCAUAUGAUUUUUCUUACUGAUCCUAACACAGUUAGAUUAACGACUAAGGUUGGUGUUUUUUCCUGC